This is a messenger RNA of Eimeria necatrix, 99 nucleotides long. RefSeq lists its product as hypothetical. The record is from RefSeq and is a predicted model, not a curated record. The transcript is spliced from 2 exons. Lineage: Eukaryota; Apicomplexa; Conoidasida; Eucoccidiorida; Eimeriidae. Bases 1 to 99 code for a protein of 32 amino acids.
AUGCCGAAGCCAGAGAAGGCCUGCCGGAGUUCAACCCCAUGCGUCUGCUGCACGGCGAGCACCGGCUGCAGCUGCUGCAGCCGCUGCAGCCGGAAAUGA